UCCCGCGCCGAAGGGGAGGAUUUUUCCAUCCCGGCGCUUUCUGGGGCGUUUUGUGCUCGGCGGAGGGAGAGGGGGAAGAAUUUCGAUUUUUAAUUACUACCAUUAAAAAAAUCAAAUUUGCAAUUCUUUGGGUGGCCUGAUGGAUUCCCUGAUUGACAGCCGGAAUUGACACUCUGGGUACCUCUUAUCUCGGGCAUUUACGGCAAUUUCUAAUUGCAGGUAGUUUGUGGGGUUUUUUCAGCGCUUUGGCUCGCAUGGGAACCGAGCGAUUACUUCAAGAGGCCCGGGUUAAGUGCAGGCAGGGAGAGAAUUCAAUCCACAUUCAAAUUGCUUCAUUAAAGAGACGCAGCUUUUGUUGCAAAGGAUUUAAAUGGCCACUAGAAAGUUCUUAUUUAUUGUUUUGAGGCGGUUUAUAUAGGGUGCCCCGCGCUCGCCCGGCGCAUGGAGCCGCAGCCUCCCUCUCCCGCUCUCUCCCGCAAGGUGAUGCCGCCGGAGCCGCUGCCCAAGGGGAGCGCCCGCUGCCUCGACCCGCACGCCCGCGCCAUGUCGCAGCCCGACGGGGAGCCUCUGCCCGGCGCCCUGGAGAAGGAGGACGCCCGCUCGGCGCCCAGCACGCCGUCCACGCCGUCCGUCUGCUCGCCGCCGUCCUCCUCCUCCUCGUCCACGCCGUCGGCCGGCAAGAACGUGUGCUCCAGCUGCGGGCUGGAGAUCCUCGACCGGUACCUGCUCAAGGUGAACAACCUCAUCUGGCACGUCCGCUGCCUCGAGUGCUCCGUGUGCCGCACCUCACUGCGGCAGCAGCACAGCUGCUACAUCAAGAACAAGGAGAUCUUCUGCAAGAUGGACUACUUCAGCCGGUUUGGUACCAAGUGCGCCCGCUGCGGCAGGCAGAUCUACGCCAGCGACUGGGUGCGGCGGGCGCGGGGCAACGCCUACCACCUCGCCUGCUUCGCCUGCUUCUCCUGCAAGCGGCAGCUCUCCACCGGCGAGGAGUUCGGCUUGGUGGAGGAGAAGGUGCUGUGCCGGAUCCACUACGACACCAUGAUAGAGAACCUCAAGCGAGCGGCAGAAAAUGGCAACGGGAUCACGCUGGAGGGGGCCGUGCCCUCGGAGCAGGACAGCCAGCCGAAGCCGGCCAAGAGGGCCCGCACCUCCUUCACCGCCGAGCAGCUGCAGGUCAUGCAGGCACAGUUUGCUCAGGACAACAACCCCGACGCACAAACGCUUCAGAAACUCGCGGACAUGACGGGGCUGAGUCGGAGAGUCAUUCAGGUUUGGUUUCAAAACUGCAGAGCCCGCCAUAAAAAACACACGCCCCAGCACACGGUGCCACCCUCGGGGGCCCCCCCGUCCCGCAUCCCCUCCUCGCUCCCCGAGGACAUCCACUACUCGCCCUUCAGCAGCCCGGAGCGGGCCCGGAUGGUGACGCUGCACGGAUACAUAGAGAGUCAUCCUCUUUCAGUACUGACUGCGCGAGCUCUUCCUCAUCUGCCCACGGCGCUACCAGCACCACUGCCCCUCAGUCGCUGCAACAGCGUCCAGCCCGAGGCAACUGUUCUCAGUCAUGCAGGAGAAACUCAGAUCCAGCACUCUCAGUUGUUCCCAUUGACCAGCAUCUAACAUCCACUAUUAUUUCUCCAGCAACACUCUGUGUAUGUGUGUGUCGAGUGCAGAGUUACAUUUUUCACUUGUUUCUUGUGGACUUGUAGAAUGACAGUGAGUCUCUCCAAGGCAAUGCCAGACACAGCCAAAAGUAGUGACUCUGCUGUGCUUACAAAUCCUGCUCCCCAGUCAUGGGAAUAUGAACAGAUCAGUUCACGCUGAGUCACAGGGGGUUCGAUGAUCACCUAUGAAUAUAAAGAAAGGAGGAAUUUACGUGGUUUGGCCUGAUUCUCUUUUUGCACCAGUGAAGCAGUGUUGGUUCCCGGACGUCCCUCCUAAUUUACACUUGCAUGUGUGAAAUCCGAAAUGGGCUCUUUGGCUCAGCAACUCAAUAUACACACAGGACUCCUGAGCCAAAGCCACAGGUAGCUGUGGCUCCACUAAGUGGAAAACAUGAUGCCAGCUGGAAAUAGGCAGUUUUCCUUCCUCCUCAAAGUGCUUUAGAAUCACAUGUCCUUUGAUCACUCUGUAAGGUAAGUAAACCUUAGUGUUCCCCCCCCUCAUUUUGUAGGAGGGGAAACGGAGAUGUCCUGAACCGAAAGGAGCGGUGGGGGUUGGUGGCAGAGCCUGGCUUAGCACUCUGAAGGUUUUGAUUGCUGACUUGUUCUCAGAGCACUGAAUGUCUCUCUCCUCUCACAAACAUCUGCCAAAUCUUUUAUUAUUGUUUUUAUUAUUAGUCUCAUUUUUUAUUAACAAGCUACUUUAUUUCCGUGGAGUCAUGUUGGAUCACAAAUGGGUGUACCUACACAGAACUUAGGCACUCCAUACACUGGGACUGGGGAAUCCUUAAAGGAAGCUGAUCGUAAAUG
This is a messenger RNA of Oxyura jamaicensis (ruddy duck), 2471 nucleotides long. Its product is annotated as LIM/homeobox protein Lhx6. Gene Ontology annotation, molecular function: DNA-binding transcription factor activity, RNA polymerase II-specific; RNA polymerase II transcription regulatory region sequence-specific DNA binding. The coding region runs from base 442 to 1620 and encodes 392 amino acids. The record is from RefSeq and is a predicted model, not a curated record. Gene Ontology annotation, cellular component: nucleus. NCBI's taxonomy places the organism in Eukaryota, Metazoa, Chordata, Aves, Anseriformes, Anatidae. Gene Ontology annotation, biological process: neuron differentiation; regulation of transcription by RNA polymerase II; forebrain neuron development. The transcript has 8 exons.